AUGUGGGACACGGUCGAUCUCCACGCGCCGUCGAGCUCGGUCCGGACGCCCGUUGGCGACCUGCUGCUGGGGCCGGCGCACCGGGGCCGCCUCUAUCUCAAAGGCCUCCGCGUGCCGGAGCCCAGCCGGGACGAGCAGACGUUCCGCUUCGGCUACAACCUGGUCCACGGCAGCGUCGAUCGGGACCGAAAACGCCUGGUCGACGCGUCCGAGGCGAUGGCCAAUGUCCAUUCGAUCUGGGAGAAGGCGAUCGCACGGGACGAAGCCAAGGCGCUGCCGCGCUAUCUGGAGCUCUUGCGAGACCACGCAUCUUGCGCCGACGCGAGCGGCGCGGAGCGGUUGGUCUCCGAGUCGACGGCCAAGAAGUUGUGGGCCGCAAUCCGUCGUGAGCCAUCGGCAGAGGGCGAGUUCUAUUGCCAGACAUCGGACCAAGACGAGACCCAUCUAACCCUCCACUGCUGGACUAGGAUUUCUCCGUCAUCCGGUCGGAACUGA
Aspergillus pseudonomiae is the source of this 495-nucleotide messenger RNA. RefSeq lists its product as uncharacterized. The record is from RefSeq and is a predicted model, not a curated record. Bases 1 to 495 code for a protein of 164 amino acids. Lineage: Eukaryota; Fungi; Ascomycota; Eurotiomycetes; Eurotiales; Aspergillaceae. The transcript has 2 exons.